AUGGCUUACUCGGCCAAAUUUGUAAGAACGCACCUGGCUCGGAGGAAGGGCGUGUCUCCACCUCUUGUUCUUCCGAGCCGCUUGCAGAAAAAUGUCGUCCCUUUUAUUUGGGCUCAUCCGCAGCAUCACGUUUAUAUAUCCCAAUCCGUACAUCAGGGUGGUUCUUCAAUGUUUGAAUUGUGCGCGAUUGGGUAUAUAAACACCUCUCCAACUGAAAAUGUUCUUCCGAAACGCCACCAGGACGUAAGCCUAAACAAAAAAAAACCCAUGCCACAACGUUCCCCCACGCCUCCGAAUAUGCUUGCCCAGGCGUUGGUGACGCGGGGGAAAUGUAUUGAAAAGUCAAAAUCAAUUCUUCACCCGUCCUGCCUUCGAGAUGUUUCAUUGCCCCUUCGAUUGUGCAAAUUUUUUCUUCCGGUUCCACCCCCGAUGCCCAAUGCUUAA
Trypanosoma grayi is the source of this 444-nucleotide messenger RNA. RefSeq lists its product as hypothetical. The transcript has a single exon. Bases 1 to 444 code for a protein of 147 amino acids. The record is from RefSeq and is a predicted model, not a curated record. NCBI's taxonomy places the organism in Eukaryota, Euglenozoa, Kinetoplastea, Trypanosomatida, Trypanosomatidae.